AUGUCGGCGAUCCACUCCGACCCGGUCGUGGAGGGCGCCGUCUCUGUCUCCGGCAAUGAUGCUUUCGAUGAUAAGACCGCUGUCGACGUGAUUAUGACCAAAGAUGAUCCCCAAGUCACCACAACAUCCUUCUCGGGAUCUGGAGAUGAUGGCAACGAGGAUGAUCGCAAUAGUGAAGACGUCAUUAUCAUCACUGGCGCUGAUGCCGCUGCACAUCUGCUCCCAUUGCGGGAUGAUGGUGACCCGGCUUUUACAUUUCGAGGUAUCGUUUUAGCGUCAGCUCUCGCGUGCUUCCAGUCGGUCAUGUAUCAGAUCUAUAUGUUUAAACCGACCCUAAUUACCAUCCAAGGAACGUUCAUCGUUCUCAUCUCUUAUUUUGUGGGCAGGGCAUGGGCCAAGUUUCUCCCCCGCGGCGAUAAAUUUGAGGCCCGAUGGAGGAUGAAGCAAGGCCAGAGCCAGGGCAAACUCCCCCUAUACAUCACAAUCCUCAAAUUCUUUAACAAUGGGCCGUGGUCAUUGAAGGAGCACGCAAUUUGCUCUAUCACUGCCACAGGUGCUUCGAACGCCGCUACAAGUUCCCAGGUAUUCGCAGCGCAGGAGAUCUUCUAUAAUAUGUCCCUGAGCCCGGUAACUGUUAUUUUUGCCACCAUUUCUAUCGGCCUCUUUGGCUACGGAAUCUGUGGAGUCAUGCGUCCCAUCGCAGUCUGGCACGUUGACGCCGUCUACUGGAGCACUUUGCCUACCGUCAAAGUUCUCCAGGGGCUUCAUUGGCAGGAUUUGAAGAAUUCAAAGCCACUGAGAUACUUCUGGUAUGCUUUUACCGGCAUGUCUCUCUACGAAAUCUUCCCUGCAUACAUUUUCGUCUGGUUGAACUCUGUCUCUAUUCCGUGUCUGGCUGCCAGGAAGGCCACCGGUAACAAGGCUGCUCUCCUUACCAACCUCUUCGGCGGGUCCACUACCAAUGAGGGACUCGGUCUCUUUACUUUCUCUUUUGACUGGCAAUAUAUCACCUCCUUCCAAACCGCUCUUCCUCUCAAGCUGCAAGCUCAUCAAGCCGCGGGGUUCGUUGCUUGUUUUAUUGCUAUGAUCGGGAUUUACUACGGAAAUGGCUGGAACUCAAGAUCGCUUCCAUUUAUGUCUACAAAUCUCCUCCUGGCCAAUGGAACCUCAUAUCCCGUUGAUGACGUCUUUGUUGGCGGUGUGCUCGAUGAAACAGCCUUGGCUAAGUACGGUCUGCCUAAACUGACUGGAGCAUUUGCGUUCUCCAUGUUUAUGGCUAAUGCUGCCAUCGGCGCCCUUAUUGUUCAUUGCUUCCUUUUUUGGGGCAAGGAUAUCCACCAAGCGUUUAAAAAGGCCAAGGAAGGUCAGUUUGAUGACCGCCAUCAUGCGCAUAUGGCCAAGCACUAUAAAGAAGCGCCAUGGUGGUGGUAUGUGGUGAUCCUUGUCAUCAGCUUUAUUCUAGGUCUUAUUGUGGUCAUUAAAGAGGACAUUACCAUUCCAGUGUGGGCAUACAUUGUCUCGCUGGUGGUCGGAAUCAUUAUUUCGCCCUUUAGUAUUAUCUUGUUUUCUCGCUACGGCAACGGCAUUGCCACUAACAACCUGUCAAAAAUGCUAGCGGGUCUUAUGGUUCCUGGACGCCCGGUCGGCAACAUGUAUUUUUCUGCUUGGUCCCAUAAUGUUGUCAACAAUGCGGUCAAUCUGUCUAAUGAUCUGAAGAUGGGUGAAUACCUCAAAAUUCCUCCCCGGGUCAUGUUCCUAACUCAAAUCUGGGGCACUGUGCUUGGUGGGUUUAUCAACUACGCUGUGAUGAUUUCUAUCGUCAAGGGAAACAAAGCAAUUCUCGUCAACGGCAACGGCAACUCUUCCUGGAGCGGUGCCACGAUGCAGGCAUAUAACUCUGGCGCAACUUCCUGGGCUCUGGCUUCCUACCUUUACAAGAUCGGCGGCCAGUACUCCAUGGUACCCGUGGGUCUCGCUAUCGGCGCUGCAGCUGUCGUCGUCCACCGUAUCUUUUAUCAAUUCGUUCCCAAAAUCCGCAAUUUCGAUGUUGCUGAUAUCAACAUGCCCCAAUUCAUUCAAUAUGCUGGCUAUAUCCCGUACAACCAGAGCCAGACGUGUGUCCUCUUCAGCUGGGUCUUCGCAGGUUUCUAUGUCCAGUACUACCUCCGCAACUACCGCCCACGCAUCUUCAAGGACUAUUCAUACUUGGUGACCGGCGCCUUCGACGGUGCUAGUCUGACUGUGCUGUUUAUUCUCUCUUUUGCGGUGUUUGGUGCCGGAGGUCCUUCCCACCCCUUCCCGUCUUGGUGGGGUAAUAACUCUAAUGGGAACUAUGAUUUCUGCCCUGUGUCUGACUAG
Penicillium cinerascens is the source of this 2358-nucleotide messenger RNA. Its product is annotated as OPT family oligopeptide transporter. Gene Ontology annotation, molecular function: oligopeptide transmembrane transporter activity. The transcript is spliced from 8 exons. The record is from RefSeq and is a predicted model, not a curated record. Gene Ontology annotation, biological process: transmembrane transport. Lineage: Eukaryota; Fungi; Ascomycota; Eurotiomycetes; Eurotiales; Aspergillaceae. The coding region runs from base 1 to 2358 and encodes 785 amino acids.